AUGGGUAGUUGUAAAGGCUGCUACGGUAAAAUAAUAAUGCGGCGUCGGACGGUAGAAGAGGAGGAGGAGGCAGAGAGCGCGGCAGGGGCGGUGGAGGAGGACGAGUUGGAGGCUGUGCAAGUGUUGGGUAUGGGUCCGUUGCGUGUUUCGGUGGAGACAGAGGCGGAAGAGGCGAGGAGUUCUUCGACCAGUUCAGUAUGUGAGGACUUAGUUUCGUGUGUAUUUACAUGGGCACAUGGCGGCCAUGAGGUGUUCCUAACGGGCAGCUUUAAUGACUGGUCGGCGCGAGUGAAAAUGGUUAAGGCUGGCCACGAAUUCGUGACUGCAUUGGAACUACCACGAGGCAAACACUCAUACAAGUUCGUCGUUGACGACAUCUGGAAGUUCGCACCCGACCAGGAAACUGCCACGGACGAACAUGGCUUCGUUAACAACGUCAUCGAUAUCUCGGAUCAUCAACACUUCCGAUGCGUCGAUCUACAACCCACACUUACCAAUCUCAACUUCUCACAAGACAUACCCGAACUCACGGAAUAUACCUCAGACGCGCCUGCUAUUCCCCUCCUGUUCAGCAAAGUCCAGUGUCCCGCCACCCACCCCCCGCCACCCCUCAUUGCGCCACUACACGGACUCGCCAACCACAUCUACCAUGACUCCUCCGUCACCACCGCUAUCGGGUAA
Gregarina niphandrodes is the source of this 681-nucleotide messenger RNA. Its product is annotated as carbohydrate-binding module family 48 protein. The transcript has a single exon. Gene Ontology annotation, biological process: signal transduction. Lineage: Eukaryota; Apicomplexa; Conoidasida; Eugregarinorida; Gregarinidae. Bases 1 to 681 code for a protein of 226 amino acids. Gene Ontology annotation, cellular component: nucleotide-activated protein kinase complex; nucleus; cytoplasm. The record is from RefSeq and is a predicted model, not a curated record. Gene Ontology annotation, molecular function: protein kinase binding.